GUGUCGGGCACAUUGAUUUGCAACGUCACUUUUUUUUUUGAGGUUUCACUUUUUUUUAUUUUUGGCGUGCGUUUCUUUCUCUCCUAAAUAAACAAAAUGAGUAACGUUUUAAAAAGACCUGCCAGAAGAAAGAAGUUGAAGCAAAGAGAAGAAACGGAUGAGGAACAAGAGAAUAGAUUUGUAGAUCAGUUUCAACAGAUCAAGAAAAGACGAGUUGAACGAAAGGAAAAUGUUAAAACGAUCAACAUGCUGUUUGACAAAUUGAAUCAAUCAAGACAAGAAUUAGAGAAAGAAGGUCAUUACGGCACUUCAAAAAAGACCAAGGAAGAACGAGUAGCACCAACUGUUGAAAAGAUCAAAUUUGACGACGAUUACAUGCUCGACUCAGAUCAUAGUUCAGACGAAGAGGAAUCCACCAUGUUAAACGCAGCCAAACUUUAUCUGGACGAAGAAGCUCAAGAGAAUAUUCAAACUGCCAUUGACGAAAGCAAAAACGUUGAAGUAGUUGAAUCACAGGACUGUUGGAACCAAGAAUUCUUUAAACUAGGCACCAAGCAUAUAAGACAGCCCGCAUUGGUUUCAAGAGAAUUAGGAAUCGGUCAAAAGGAAAUCCACAUUUCAGAGCUAUCUGCUAGUUCCAAAGGUAGAUCGUACUUAUUGUCAUCAGGAUGUAUGAAGGAUUGGCAUCGUAGUGGAUGGAUCUGUCCCAACUAUGUCUAUCAGUGGCUUUUUGAAGUUGUUGGAUUAGAGUUGGACAAGAUGGCAUCCAAAAAUGCAUUAUCCACUUUAUUUUCAUUGUGGUCUUUACCUGGUGCCAAAGUGGAAACGAAAUUACCGCACAUUUAUAAACAACGUUAUAUUACACUAGAAACAUUUAAAGGGGUGUUGACAGCAUAUAGCGCCAUCCCUUCCCAGUUAGUAGAAGGAGUAUCAGCACCACCAGAUAAAUCCGAAGUAAGUAAGACAGAGGAUGAUAAAGAGGCGAACGAGAAUUCGGAGGCCAGUCGAUAUAUUCCAUUAUCUCAGCUGGGAUGGAUGAUAAAAGCGUUCAGUUUCUCUGUGCGAUUAUGGUCCAAAGCCUAUACAUCGUACGAAAUCCGACAUACGAUUCGACUCCUGCUGCAACUAUCGCUUGAUAAGACGGGAUACUUGGUGAUACAAGAAAUUCAGACAGCGAUCGAUAACUGCUUAUCCGCUAUGCGAGAGACGAACUGGGAGACGGAAAUUAAGACAAUUGCCAAUGAUAUAUGUGAUAUCGUGCCAUCGACCAAACGACAGGUGCACUUGCUGGAUUCAGUCAAGACGAACUAUGAACGAUCACGUUAUUUGAGAAGGGUGAUUGGUGUGACAUGUUUGGAACGGUGCCUGGAAGUAGAAGUGCCCGGUAGCGUAGAUUAUAUCUUGGCCGAUCAGACAAUCAUUCAACAGAUCUCGCAGAUCUUUCAUCAUCCACAAGGAUUCUUCCUUAAUAGAGAUGAUAUUGAUUAUGAAGAAGUCUGUAUACGUGUUGCCAUGUUGGAUGCGGCCAUUGGUAUCGAUGAUGAUGAAAUUAAACGUGACAAGAAAUUGGUACUGGAAAUGGCUGCUGAACUUCGAAAUAUCGGUUUAGGCAUAGGUUCAAGAUUAGGCGUCAUGAAGAAGACUUUGGCGAACGAAAUGAUUCAGCGUGUGUGGGGUCGCAUAUCAUACGUUGUUGGAGCUGUUACAAAGUAUGCUUAAACCUUAUUUAUUUAUUUUGUUACUCCACUCUUUUUUUUUUUUUC
Mucor mucedo is the source of this 1763-nucleotide messenger RNA. RefSeq lists its product as uncharacterized. The coding region runs from base 97 to 1719 and encodes 540 amino acids. Lineage: Eukaryota; Fungi; Mucoromycota; Mucoromycetes; Mucorales; Mucoraceae. The transcript is spliced from 8 exons. The record is from RefSeq and is a predicted model, not a curated record.